AUGGAUCGCCCACAAUCUGAAAAGUUGAACGCGCCUUCCGACUUUGUGACAACGCCUGCACAAAGGAGGGGUGCAGGGUUGGGGUGUAUACCCACGGUGCCCUCUACCACUUCGGACCCCUGGCUGGCCGUCGCUCAGUUCCAACAAGAGAUUCUGGAGCUCCGGAGAGAGAACCAUAGAAUCUUACUGCAGUACAGAGACAACAGAGCAGUCAGGUUGUCGGUAGACCGUGAGGAGCUAGGUGUGGAGCUGAGUCGCUGUAGAGCUGAACUCACACAGAGUCAAAAUGAGCAGGAGACACUCCGGAAGAAGCUGGCUGAUCUGCAGAGACAGCGUGUUACAGAGCGUGAAAGCUGGCAGACAGAGCUCCACAGUUCCAGACAGGAGGCAGAGUGCCUGAAGGGUGAAGUCCAGGAGCAGAGCCUGCGGCUGGGGGAGCACAUGAGGAGAGAGAGGGAGCUUCAGCAGCACCUGGACGACAUGACCAGUAAACACCAAACACAGUUACAACACUUGAAUGAAAGCCACAGUACUGAAGUGGCCUCUCUAAACCAGACUAUUGGAGACCUACAGAACAGGCUUAGCAAAUCUACACUGGAGGUCUCCUCACUGAAGGGAUGUCUGGAAGACACAAGCUCAGAGAGAGAUGAGCUGAGAGACCAGCUGAGUCAGCUGAAGAACAAUUUGGCCAGUCAGUCAGAAACACUGCAGAAUUUACGCAACUACAUCGCAACGCUCGCAGCAGAGAGGGGGGCCGAAGACCAGCUCAGCGAUAAAGUGAAGCGGCUGGAAAAGGAGAAAGAGGCUCUGCAGUUGUCAGUGGAACUCUUGAAUGUGCGAGUAAAAUCUGUGAACGACAUUUUGGCCAUCCAGGAAAAGGAACUGGGAGAACAGUAUGACACAGUGUUGAAAGGUGGGAGUAAAAGCACUCAUUUGCUGCGUCUGUGGAGAGAGAAGGUGUUUGCAUUGCUAGUGCAGCUCCGCUCCAGAGACACACAACUCAGAGCAGAGCAACGCCAACUACACAACAUGGUGUAUGCUCUGGAGGAGGAGGUUGAGGGGUUGAGGUCACAGAACAGUGUGUUGAAGAACAGUUUACAGGACAGGACAGCCCAGCUGGAGCUGCAGGUGCUCCAAACACAGGCAGUGCAGCAGGAAUUGAGCAGUGCUAUAGAGCAGAAGGACAAAUUGAAGCAGAAGAACCAGACCUUGGAAACAUCACUUAGUACCAUCACAGAGACCAUACACAGGCUGAGUGCUGUCUGUGAGGAGAGAGCAGGGCUCAUGAACUCCGCCCUGUCUCAUCUCAGUGGUCUGGGCCAGAGACUCAUCUUUGCCACCAAGAGACUGGACACUGUACACGGGUUGUUGGUGAGACGAGAGGCUCUACGGAAAGUCCAGCAGGCCACUAAACCUCCAGGACAUGACCCAUCUGAGAGUUGCAUUAAUGACCUGAAGGCACAGGUGGCGCUUUUGAGUGAGGAAAGAGAUAAACUAGCACAGGAACUGAAGAAAACUCCAGAGCUCAUCCACAACGCCCUCUCAGACCUUCAACAGCAGCGCGAUAGGGAAGUGGGGCGCCUGACGGAGGCUCUGGCCCAGAGCAGGGAGGAGUUGGAAAAGUGUGAAGCAGGCCGUGUACAGGCACACACACAGUGUGAGCAACUAGAGGGGACCAUCACGGAGCUCCGCACUGAGGCCCUCCACUUACAACAACACAGUGCGAGAGUUUUACAGGAGAGGUUGUCAGAGGUUGAAAAAACUUGUACCAAGCAGCUCAGAGAUUUGGAGUCUCAGCUCAACACAGCCAGGAGAGAACACACUAAAACAGUUUAA
Messenger RNA from Chanos chanos (milkfish), 1836 nucleotides. It is a transcript of the gene cchcr1, whose product is annotated as coiled-coil alpha-helical rod protein 1. Lineage: Eukaryota; Metazoa; Chordata; Actinopteri; Gonorynchiformes; Chanidae. The transcript is spliced from 16 exons. The coding region runs from base 1 to 1836 and encodes 611 amino acids. The record is from RefSeq and is a predicted model, not a curated record. Gene Ontology annotation, cellular component: centriole. Gene Ontology annotation, biological process: protein export from nucleus; cell differentiation.